GGUGGGGGGGGAGGCUGACACGGUGACGUAGUGCCUGCCGGGCGGGUCCCGUGAUGGCUGGCGGUGGCGCCGCUGCCGCCGUCGCUCUGUCACUCGCCGCUCUUCCGGCUGCUGCCCCAGGACCUGUUGUCGGACACCGCGCUGCCGCCGGUGCUGUCACCAUGGCCGAGGAUGAAAACCUGGAGACCCCUAGCGAAGAGUCAGGAUGGCUUUCCAGUUGGCUACCUGCAUGGUGUCCUACAUCACUAGUGCAUCUUAAAGAUGCUGAAGAGAAAAUGUUGAAAUGUAUCACAAGUUCAUACAGUAAACAAUAUGUCUUCAUAUCCAAUGGAAAUAAAAUAUGGACGCUAACAUUCUCUCAGAACCUUUCACAGAAAACUCCACUUGUUCUCCUCCAUGGGUUUGGAGGAGGUGUUGGACUUUGGGCUCUGAACUUUGAAGACCUUUGUGAAAAUAGGACCGUGUAUGCGUUUGAUCUCUUAGGAUUUGGACGCAGUAGUAGACCACUGUUUGACACUGAUGCAGAAGUAGCAGAAAAACAGUUUGUAGAAUCUAUUGAAGAAUGGAGACGGAAAAUAGGGUUGGACAGGAUGAUUUUGCUUGGACAUAACCUGGGUGGAUUCCUGGCAGCUGCUUACUCACUGAAGUACCCAUCAAGGGCAAAGCAUCUGAUAUUAGUGGAGCCAUGGGGUUUUCCAGAAAGGCCUUCCAAUGCUGAACAUGAGAGACCAAUUCCUAUCUGGAUCAAAGCACUUGGAGCAGUUUUGAGCCCCUUCAAUCCACUGGCUGGUCUCAGGAUAGCAGGACCCUUUGGAUUGAGCCUUGUACAGCGUAUUAGGCCAGACUUCAAAAGAAAGUAUUCUUCUAUGUUUGAUGAUGAUACCGUCACAGAAUAUAUCUACCAUUGUAAUGUGCAGUCACCAAGUGGUGAAACAGCUUUCAAGAACAUGACAGUUCCAUAUGGAUGGGCAAAAAGGCCAAUGCUACAACGGAUUGCUGAGAUGCACCCAAACAUUCCUAUCACUGUGAUUUAUGGAGCACGGUCAUGUAUAGAUGGCAAUUCUGGGACCACCAUCCAGUCCUUGCGACCAAAUUCCUAUGUGAAAACCAUAGCUAUCCUUGGUGCAGGUCAUUACGUGUAUGCUGAUCAACCUGAAGACUUCAACCAGAAAAUAAAAGAGAUCUGCAAUUCUGUGGACUGAUGGCAUUCUGCUUUUUGGAAAACCAGCCACAGAUAGAAUUCAAAGCAAUACCUUGUAGAAUAUUAUAAAUGUUAAGGAAUACAGACUUUUUUUUUUUUAAAAAAAGGUUUUGUUUCCACCAUCUCUUUCAAGAUGUUUGUAUGCUCUAAACUACUCAGUGCCUUUUGCUGGGACGGGGAGAUAUAAAAAAAACAACUUUGUACAGUUUAGUACUGUUCUUUUUAUGUUUAGAUAGGGUAUUUGUGUCUAUAUAAAAUAUAACAUUUUUAAACUGGAUUUUUAAAAACUGUUCUACACAUACAGCAGGGUUUUCUGUAUUUAAGAUUUUCAUAAAUGGUGAGUAAAAAUGCAGUUCAGCUACUUCAGCAUCCAUAUGUUGUGGUCUUCAUACACUGAUCUUUUUAAGAAUGUGAAAGUUUUUCCUCUUUCAAACAGAAGAGUGUAUAUGUAGAAUAUCUUAACUGUUUAUUGUAGCUUAUGAAGUGGGACUUUGCCAAAACAAUUCUCAUCUGUGUUCUUUUUCUUGAUGCUCAGUGCUAAGAGUUGAGGAAAAGCUGGGUAGUAGUGAAAUUCCCCACCUCACCCUUGAAAUAUUUUUGUCAGUUCAGUAAAUUUUGUUGUGUUCAGUUUCCUAGGGAGCUUCAUUUUGGAAGAUGCACUAAUAUUGCUAAUACUUGUGCUUUUAAAGAGAUGCUGUAGUGUAGAGCCCAGUGGAUUUGAAGACUAAAAUGCUUUUUUAGUUGCACGACUACUACAAAUAUACAACCUGCUUAUUUGGAAAAGCAAUUAUUACAGGAUUCACUGUUGGCCGAAUUCUCAAGCUUUUGGAAGUUAGUAAGAAUUCCACUUGAAAAUCUCUCUCAGUCUUGCUUUUUCUUAUAAAUGAUUGGAAUAGUGAGCCAGUAACUGGAAAAUGCAUAACCAUGUCAACACCAGCUAUCCUAUAGACAUUAAACAAUGCAAAUAAAUACAGAAACAGACUCUUACCUCACCAUUUUAAAUAAGAAUACUUGAUUGUACGCAGUAUUUUAUAUUUAGGCUCUGGUUCUUUACAAGACUGUUUGCUUAUCUUAAGGGCAAAUGAAGUAGUUUGUAAAUCCAAAUGUUUGCACAAUAACUUAUUGGUUAGCUUUUCAAUACUGAAUCCUUGAUCUUUUUUUCCAUAGUGUCUUUGAACCAGUCUGAAGUUAUUCUUAAAAAUAAAUUAUUUUGCUUUCUCUUAAAUAUACAAGCCCAGUGCAGAUAUUGCUUGGAGGCGGAACUGAAUCCUGGUUUUCCAUGAUAUCCUCUAGUUUUAUGCAUGGACAGUACAAUCCCUGCUUCAGAUCCUAGUUUAUCUGGCUAGAAUGAGUCAGGAUUGCCCAGUUCAGACAUUACAACAGCCCCUGGCUUGCACUAAACCACAAUCAGCAGUAGAAUUAUUUCUGUCCUUGAGCUCAAAGAGGAAAGUGGAGUUCACUGUGGCUAGGAGACAAUGAGUGCUUUCUUAUGAUUGGAGAAAGGGCUCAAAAGAGGUGAGGGGAGAAAGCCUUGAAACACCUCCCCUGCAGACGAUCCUCUCUCCCUUGCUGAGCGAGCAGAUCACUCGCCCAGAGGAUUCCGGGCUCCUGCCGACAGCAGUGAGUUUUUGGGGACAGAAGUGAGUGCGUUUUUGGGGCUGGAAGCGAGUGCACGGUACAUUAUGGGGAGCCUCCUGAUGCCUAUUGGGAGGCUACUUGUGUGUAGGAGCCGCACAGUUUAAACCCUGGCUAACAGCUGGGCACCCAACAGGGUUUGCCACUGGGAGCCACAUGGCUCCCAGUGGUUCACACGCACCAGCAAAUCUGGACUGGGCUUUCCUAGUCCAGUUUUGCCUGUGCAUGUUUAGCCCCACUGUGUAAAACCUUCAUUCUUUGCAUGAUGUUUGAUUGUCUUAUGGUAAUGAAAAAGGGUUCCCUCUAAGAGGUUACUUCUUCAGCACUGUGAUAAUAUUGGUCAUAUCCUGUAAUUCUUGUGGCUAUUUUUAUGCUGAACUUUGGCACCAUUGUGCAAUUGUGCAAUUGAGUUUGUGUGGGGGUUUUUGACCAGUAAACCUUGUCUUCAAAACUAAAUAGCAGAUCUUGAUUUUUCUUUUAGUAUGCAAUUUUUACUUUAAGGAGCAGUAUAGUAACUCUUCAGUGAAGAAUUUAAUUUUAUACUUCUCGGUUUGUGUUGGACAUUUAGAAUGUGUAAGAAAGACCAGCUGAAGAAAAGGUUGUUCUUUAGACUUCCUUUUAAAAAGUAAUUUUUGCCUGUAUCAGAUGACUUUCAGAACUGAUACCACAUGAAACAAACCAAUUAAACCCUUCUGUUGACUGAAUUUUGUAAUUUUAGAAACUUAAAUGUUGGGAGCACCACAUUGCCAUAUUUUAGGAAUAUAGAUAAAGGAUUCAGUGCCAAAUAUAGACAUUUCUUCACUUAUCCUUACUCUUCCAGCUAGCUCUGCUAGUAAAUAACUCUUUAUGUAUGUUUUGCACAAUUAAAUACUUCAGUUUACAUUU
Messenger RNA from Hemicordylus capensis (graceful crag lizard), 3721 nucleotides. It is a transcript of the gene ABHD5, whose product is annotated as abhydrolase domain containing 5, lysophosphatidic acid acyltransferase. The transcript has 7 exons. Gene Ontology annotation, cellular component: lipid droplet. Gene Ontology annotation, biological process: negative regulation of triglyceride storage; positive regulation of triglyceride catabolic process. The coding region runs from base 54 to 1202 and encodes 382 amino acids. Lineage: Eukaryota; Metazoa; Chordata; Lepidosauria; Squamata; Cordylidae. The record is from RefSeq and is a predicted model, not a curated record.